AUGGCUGACGUGAAGAGUCCCGUCUCUAAUCCUCGCGAGGAGGUACCCAGAGACCCCGAGACACAGCAGGCGGAAUUAACCGAUCUCCCCCACGGGAUCGAUGUCGAGCAAUACAGGGCUACAGUGCCGCGAUGGAAGCGAAUUUGGCAACACAGCUUGACGCAGAUGGUACUUCUUAGUAUCCAAGCAUUUUGUGGACCAGCCAUGUCGGACGCAAUUACUGGCUUGGGCGGGGGUGGUCUUGCCACUCCACAGGUGUCCAAUAUCUCAACGGCAAUUAGAUAUGCUAUGCUUGCUGUCGGCGGUCCCAUCGUCAAUAAGAUUGGCGUUAAGUGGGCCCUCGUCAUCGGCUCGAUGUCUUUCCCCAUCCAAGGAUCUGCUUACUACUGUAAUAGCAAAUUUGGAAACCAAUGGUAUCUUAUUCUGAGUGGCGCUAUCAGUGGAAUCGGAACGGCAUGUUGGUAUGUUGCUGAAGCUGGAGCUAUCAUGACACUUGCACCUUCUGGCGCUCGUGGAAAGUAUUUGGCCUUGUGGAUUGUGUCGCGGAAUCUUGGACAGCUUGUUGGAGGUGCUAUCAAUCUUGCAAAGAACCACGAGAAGGGUGCCGAAGGCGGAAUUUCUCCUGAUACUUAUGUGGCUUUUGUGAUAAUCGAGAGUCUUGCUGUUAUUCUAAUUUUAUGUUACGGUCUACCUUUCGCCCUCUUGAUUAUUCCUUUCGAGCGCGUUGUCCGCUCUGAUGGUACUAAGAUUGUCACUGCCGAGACACUCUCCACGAAGCAGGAGUUGAGACGCAUCGCGAAGACUGUGACAUCAAGACUAAUCAUGCUCUCUUCUCUGUGGGCAUUAUGGUCGUUCUUCUACAGCGGAUCCUGGUCCACCUACCUGGGAAUCUACUUCUCCGUCCGCGCCCGCGCCCUCUCAUCUCUCGUAUCGCCAUUCUUCUGCAUCGUCGGCUGUUUCGGCCUCGGCUUCAUCCUCGACAUGAAAGGUCUCAGUCAGCGCCGCCGGGCCCAAAUCGGAUUAUACACCGUCAUAAUUCUCAAUGUCGGCGUCUAUAUCUGGUCCAUUAUCAUGCAGGUCAAAUUUGACCAUCACAACCCUGGCCAUAUCGAUUGGGACGAUGGGAUCUACGCCAAGUCGUUUCUGCCGUAUUUUUUCGUGCAGACGACAGGGCCACUGUCGCAGUCGUAUAUGUAUUGGCUCCUGUCUUCUUUUGCAACUGAUGCCCAAGAAAAUGUGCGUAAUGGAGCUGCUUUUAGAUGCAUUGAAGCUGUUGGUCAGGCCGUUGCCUAUGGUAUGAAUACUCAGACAACAAGUGACCCUAUAAUUGGAUUUGGUGUGACGUUCGGAUUACUUGGUGCUGCCAUUGUUCCCAUGAUCAUGCUGGUGAAUUCGACCCCGGAUCAGAUCCCGGCGGAUGUUGUCGCUGAACAGCAAAAUGCGGCAAGGGAAAAGCUUGAGGGUGCUUAA
Messenger RNA from Penicillium cosmopolitanum, 1470 nucleotides. Its product is annotated as major facilitator superfamily domain-containing protein. Bases 1 to 1470 code for a protein of 489 amino acids. The record is from RefSeq and is a predicted model, not a curated record. Gene Ontology annotation, biological process: transmembrane transport. Gene Ontology annotation, molecular function: transmembrane transporter activity. The transcript has 10 exons. Lineage: Eukaryota; Fungi; Ascomycota; Eurotiomycetes; Eurotiales; Aspergillaceae.